AUGACCAAGCAAGAGAACGCACCAGUGAGUGUCUAUAUUUCGAAGUUGAAACUCAUAUGGGAAGAAAUAUUGAGAUAUGAGGAACCAUUUAAGUGCAUGCUUUCAUCUGAUACCUGUAAUAGCCCGCCAGACCGAGUGGAGACUGCACAUAUUCCUGCCCUUCCCACUACAGUAAAUCCCAAUUUACCAGACCCUUCUCGUCCUCCUGUCCAAAUGGCAGCAUCUCUAUCUGAACUUAGGAGAUCUAUUAGAGACAGAAAACUACCGUAUUACCUUCAAGAUUUCCUUUGCAAGCUAGUGGCCUCUUCACCAACACCAAAGAACCUCCUCUUGACAAGUCAUUUGAUGAAGGUUGGCACGGUUACUUUACUCACAGAGCUAAAACCCGGUGUCAUGUCCUUUGUUAGUAGUGGUUUUGCAUUUAUCCAUUCAAAUUUCGUUACUGAUAUAUUGGCAACCGAGGCAGUGCCAAUUAAGCAAGUUGAUCCUGCCUCUAUAUAG
Molecule: messenger RNA, 501 nt
Organism: Fraxinus pennsylvanica
Lineage: Eukaryota; Viridiplantae; Streptophyta; Magnoliopsida; Lamiales; Oleaceae
Source: the annotation of a GenBank genome assembly